AUGUCAUUGCAAGCAGCAAUCCCAGAAGGCGAUUCAGAAGAGGAACCCUUAAAGCCUACUGAACCCCAAGCAAUUAAUCACAAGAUUAAAAAACUUCAGGAUUGGAAAGAGAAAUCUGAGAAGCUGAAGAGUAGUAUUCAGAAAGAGAAUGCCCAGUGGUUUAUUAAAAAGUCUGGGAAAAUCAUCAGUGGGCAAGAGUGUGGGCAACGCUUCAAUGAAAAAUGCUUGGGAAUGAUUGCAGAAUUCCAAAGUAACAUUGACCAGACUUUGAUGAGGACAGAGGCCCAAAAAGAAAAACACAAGAGAAUGUAUCCUUUUGCAAAAGAAACAUUCGUCUCGAAAAGGAGAAGAGUGAAAGAAAAUAAAGCAAUAGCUGGGAAGCGACGCCAUAAAAGAGCAGAGAAAAAUUGUGAGAGAGUGUUCUCUGCAAUCAGUCACUCAUCAUCUUAUGGUGAAGUUAUAACCUCCGAUCAUUGUAGUGUGAUAGGCCUUAACAACUUAACAAAGAAAGAUGGUAGGUGA
Porites evermanni is the source of this 522-nucleotide messenger RNA. The record is from the annotation of a GenBank genome assembly. NCBI's taxonomy places the organism in Eukaryota, Metazoa, Cnidaria, Anthozoa, Scleractinia, Poritidae.